ACUGGCAGCCUGCUACGAGGUUUCUCAUUUACGGUCAGGCAGGGGCAGAGAUAAAACCGCUGGAGCCCCCCCCUCAGGGCUGCUGCAGGAGUAGACAGGAAACGAGAACGGAAGAACCACUCGACUGCUCACGGAGUUGAGAAGAGGCACAUGACUCCUCUCUCAAAGGGAUAAACAUUUCAACAGUGAAAGGACUGAAAACUUCACUUAAAUAUGGAUCACUGGAUGCACAGGACAGCUUUCACUUAGAGAGAAAAAGGACUUUGGAUACUAAUGCAGGUAUUUUGUGGAGUUGCUGUACACUUUGCAGUAUUUCAUAACAAAACCACACAAACUGAGCAGUCUUCAGUAUUUCAGGAGUGUUCUUCCUAUCCAGAGGAAAUGUAGAUUGUCCCUGCCUGCUGCACAUGGUUGGAUCAACAAGCUGGACUUGGAUUUUUAUGAAUAACACAAGUGCACAAUUGAGGAGGUGGUUUGAAAAUGUAUAAUAUUACCACACAAGAUUAUACCGUCAGUGCACUAAGCAGCACUAACAAUUCCACGACAUGCAACAAGAACGACGACUUCAAGUAUCCUCUGUAUAGCACCGUUUUCAGCCUGGUGUUUGUCGUUGGAUUUUUAUUCAACCUGGUGGCUGUAUACAUUUUUGGCUGUACGCUGAAGGUGCGGAAUGAGACCACGACGUACAUGAUAAACCUUGUGGUUUCAGACUCUCUCUUUGUCCUGAGCCUGCCUUUUCGGAUCGUUUACUUCAUUAAACGUGACUGGGUAUUCGGAGAUGUGCUCUGCAAGAUCUCUGUGGCCCUGUUCUACACCAACAUGUAUGGCAGCAUCCUCUUCCUCACCUGCAUCAGUAUUGACCGUUUCCUGGCCAUUGUGCAUCCAUUCUGGUCCCAAACAAUUCGUACUAAGAGGAAUGCCAAAUUGGCCUGCUGUACAGUGUGGGUGAUGGUUCUUUCUGGAAGUAUACCCACUGGGUUCCUCUUGGACACCACUUCACCCAAAAACCAGAACUCUUCCUCAAACUACUGCUUUGAAAACUACUCAAGAAAACAGUGGAGGGCUGAGCUGUCUAAGGUGGUGGUGUUUAUUGAGACUGUGGGCUUCAUCAUCCCAUUGUUGCUCAAUGUCUUCUGCUCGAUCAUGGUGCUACGGACACUGAGGAAACCCCAAACCAUCACCCGUGGAGGGAACCUCAACAAGGCGAAAAUCUUGAGGAUGAUCUUCGUGCAUCUGCUCAUCUUCUGUUUCUGCUUUAUUCCCUACAAUGUUAAUCUCAUGUUCUACGCCAUGGUCCGCUCCAAAAUCCUAAAGGGAUGCGACGCAGAACAUGUGGUCAGAACCAUCUAUCCCAUUGCUCUGUGCAUAGCAGUGACCAACUGCUGUUUUGAUCCGGUCAUUUACUACUUCACUUCAGAAACCAUUCAGAGCUCCAUCAAACGCAAGUCCAUGGCACGGCACAACGGUACCAGGCUAUUUGACAGACUACAGACGGACAGCACACAAAGCAGUCCAAAUACAACACUCAAAAACCUGACACUGAGGUCUAUGAGAUCCACGUUUGACAGCGAGUCCACAGUCUAAUGAAAACUCUGUUGUGGGACAUGAAUAAUAAAUUAAUGUCUGCUGGUGAAAAUCGAUUUGAAUCUGAGGACGCAGGUGGAACCAGAGUGACGAUCUUCAUAUCAUCAACACAGUGUUUACUAAGAAGUCACUCUCUCGUCUACUGGACUCCACAGAGACUUCAGACUGGGAGUUAAGACACUGAACCCUCUUCAGUCAAUGAAAGAGCGGAACAAGUCAAAGAGAAAACAUUUGAAAAUAUUUAACUGUGCUGCAGCAUAAAGACGCUUUAUUGGGCUGCCUAUUCACAACACGCAAGUUAGAAAACUCUUUAUUCUUUUGAGUUUAUAAUGUGUAUUUGUGGAAAUGACAGGUGUAGAAGACGUAGGCAUGCAUACAGUGCUGCAAAUAAGUAUCAGCUUUUGCACGUAAGACAUUGUAAUUGUAGUCUUAUUCCUCAGAGCAGAUUCUCCUUUAGCAAAUUCUGCUUUGGCAAUGCUGAACCAGUAUUACAACUCUUUUUUUUAUGUGGUGUACUGUGCAAUUUAUAAGUAGUUGUGGCCUCACUGCACCUUGUAAGUACUUUAUAGAGCAGCAUGUUCUAUAACAGCUUUUAAGCCCUUACACGAAAAGUGAAUAAAAGAGUUGUGCUUAUGAAA
This is a messenger RNA of Epinephelus lanceolatus (giant grouper), 2222 nucleotides long. RefSeq names its product lysophosphatidic acid receptor 6-like. The record is from RefSeq and is a predicted model, not a curated record. Gene Ontology annotation, cellular component: plasma membrane. Gene Ontology annotation, biological process: phospholipase C-activating G protein-coupled receptor signaling pathway; positive regulation of Rho protein signal transduction. Gene Ontology annotation, molecular function: lysophosphatidic acid receptor activity. NCBI's taxonomy places the organism in Eukaryota, Metazoa, Chordata, Actinopteri, Perciformes, Serranidae.